ACAAUCUUUGAAAAGUCGGAUUUGGGUGAUGUCUGCAGACUCCUAUAAUAAGAAGCCGGCUCUUAACGGUAUUUCCAUGCUAAUUUUACUCCACAAGACAAACGAAAUCUGAUCACACAAAUUAGCUGAGGUUGUGGGGAAAGCAUGGAAGGCGUAGAGAGAAAAAGGCCUCACAUAGUACUGUUGCCCCUGAUGGCACAGGGCCACAUAAUUCCAUUCUUUGAGUUGGCCAAAUUGUUGGCCAGAAGAGGAGGAUUUCUCAUUACAAUCGUGAAUACCCCUCGUAACCUUGUUCGACUACAGCCCAUGGUUUCAUCAGCCUGCAAAGUUCAUGAGAUAGAAAUUCGCCUUCAAGAACUGCCCUUUCCAAGAGGCAUCGAGGGGGUGCCUUCUGAUGUGGAGAACACCGAUGCUUUGCCUUACAAUCUCAUGUUUGUGCUUGUCCGGAGCACCGAGCAGCUCGAGAAGCCAUUCGAACAGCUCCUGCGAAGGCUCUGUGAAGACGAGGACAGCCGACCCACAUGUGUCAUCAGCGACAUGUUCUUCGGGUGGAGUUUGGAGGUCUGUAAUCGGGUAGGAAUUCCCAGGGUGACCUUCUUGACCAUGGGGGCCUUUGCGACUUGUGUUUAUAACUCCCUCUGGAUGCAUCUCCCCCACAAGAACACCGAAUCUGAUACGUUUUCUCUUGCCCCUGAUCUUCCCCAUGUUUCGUUUCAUAGAUCUCAGUUGCCCCUGAGCCUCAAGCAGACUGACGAGACGGACCCAUGGUAUCUCUUCCUGAAAAGGCAGAUACCAUGUAAUCUCCGCAGCUGGGGGACUCUGCUCAACACGUUCGACGAGCUCGAACGCAAAUUUGUCGACCACAUGCGAGAAAACGUUUCAGGUGGAGUUUGGAGCGUGGGUCCUGUGCUCCGGGAGGUUUUCGACAUCAACCACGGUUCAAAUCAUGGCGCCUGUUUGCAGUGGCUGGAUUCCCAUCUUCCAAGAUCGGUUCUUUACAUUUCCUUCGGCACACAGGUGAGGAUCACAUAUCGGCAAACCCAGGAACUGGCACUUGGCCUGGAAGCCAGUCGAAUACCAUUCAUUUGGGCCGUGAGACCUCCGGUCGAGAUAACUGAUGGGUUCACUGACUUUCUGCCUGAGGGAUUCGAAGAACGGAUGGAGGAGUCGAAGCAGGGGCUUCUCAUUCGGGGCUGGGCUCCUCAGGUAAUGAUCCUCUCGCAUGGCUCUACCGGUGGGUUUUUGAGCCACUGUGGGUGGAAUUCUGUUCUGGAAAGCUUGAGCCACGGUGUGCCUAUAAUCUCUUGGCCCAUCGCUGCAGAGCAGUUUUAUAACUCCAAGCUCUUGGAGGAAGACGGUGGGGUCAGCGUCGAGAUUUGCAGGGGCAUCGAUGGAGAAGUGGACAAGGCCAAGGUGGAGAGGACUGUGAAGAUGAUUAUGGAAGGUGAAAAGGGAAGAGAGCUGAGAAAGAAGGCCAUGGACAUGAGAGACGCAACGAGGAAAGCUUUUUCAAACUUGCGUGAUGAAGGAAGGGAUACCAAUAUCAAUAUCAAUAUCAAUGGUUCCUCUCUCGCCAACAUCGAUGGAUUCAUAAAAGAAGUCAAUUUGUUAGCUUUGUCGUCAAAAUCCUUCUAGAGGAAACGUGUAAUACCUGAUAUGUUCGUCUUAAUACGAGAAGUUUUCUUUGUGUA
Cryptomeria japonica (Japanese cedar) is the source of this 1691-nucleotide messenger RNA. Its product is annotated as UDP-glycosyltransferase 92A1. Gene Ontology annotation, molecular function: UDP-glycosyltransferase activity. The transcript has a single exon. Lineage: Eukaryota; Viridiplantae; Streptophyta; Pinopsida; Cupressales; Cupressaceae. The record is from RefSeq and is a predicted model, not a curated record. Bases 145 to 1635 code for a protein of 496 amino acids.